Messenger RNA from Aspergillus bombycis, 1719 nucleotides. RefSeq names its product flavin-containing monooxygenase. The record is from RefSeq and is a predicted model, not a curated record. The coding region runs from base 1 to 1719 and encodes 572 amino acids. Gene Ontology annotation, molecular function: NADP binding; flavin adenine dinucleotide binding; N,N-dimethylaniline monooxygenase activity. The transcript is spliced from 6 exons. Lineage: Eukaryota; Fungi; Ascomycota; Eurotiomycetes; Eurotiales; Aspergillaceae.
AUGCCGUCAAACGAGGCCUCCGUAUCCAACGGCGAAGCCCAGAAUGACUGGAAAUUCGACCCCUCCGUCUUUGCCUUCACACCAAGAAAGCUGCGUGUGGUGUGCAUCGGAGCAGGUUUCUCUGGUCUGACCAUGGCAUAUAAGCUCAAGCACGAGAGGCCUCUGGACUUUGUUGAUUUCACUAUCUACGAGAAGAAUCCGGAGGUUGGGGGCACGUGGUUUGAGAAUAUCUAUCCGGGGGUGGCGUGUUAUCAGUUCCCGUUUGCGCCUAAUCCUGCGUGGUCGAGCUACUAUGCCACUGGGAAGGAGAUCCAGGAGUAUAUUGUCAGCACUGCUGACAAGUACGAUCUGAAUGAGAAGAUCAGGUUCAAUACGAAGCUCGUCAAGGCGAUUUGGAGCGAGGUACAAGGAAAAUGGAAACUUCAAUUGCAACAGGGUGAAUUCGUUCUAGAAGAUGAAGCCGAUAUCGUAUUGGAUGGGAGUGGUGUAUUGAAUCAGUGGAAAUGGCCCAAUAUCGAGGGGCUGGAUACCUUUACAGGAAAGCUGCUUCAUACUGCUCGGUGGGACCCAGAAUACAACUGCGAGGGAAAGAAAAUCGCAGUCAUCGGCAACGGCUCAUCGGGAAUUCAGAUAAUUCCUUCUCUUCAACCCAAGGCCGCAAAGCUAGUGAAUUACAUCCGACAUGCUACUUGGAUUUCCCCAAACCUCUGUGGCCAAUUAACGAGGGACGGGAUGGGUACAAACUUCCAAUUCACAGAAGAGGAAAAGCAGCAAUUCCAGGACGAUCCUGAAAAGCUUCUGGAGUAUAGAAAAUCUAUUGAGGGGGCCGUCAAUAGCGUGUAUGCCUGGAUGAUCUCGGGAUCUGAGGAGAACAAGGCGCUUUACGAGCUGGUACAUGGGGUAAUGCGAAGCCGCCUGGCCAACAGCCCUGAGCUGGCCAAGACACUGAUCCCCACGUACGAGAUUGGAUGUCGACGUAUUAGCCCCGGCGAUGGUUAUCUGGAGGCUAUCCAGGAGGAUAACGCCAGGAUCACUUUGAGUCAGAUCAAUCGCAUUACACCGAACGGAAUCGAGACAGACGAAGGAGAAGAAGAAUUCGACUUGAUCGUCUGCGCGACUGGCUUCAAUUACUCAUUCAUUCCCGCCUGGGAGCUGAUCGGCCGUGACGGUCGCCGCCUUGAUGAGGAAUGGAAGGAGACUCCAGAAGCAUACUUUGCGACAUGCGCUGGUGGAGUUCCUAACUAUUUUAUGUUUGGUGGACCGAACUACCCCAUUGGCCAUGGCUCCUUGCCUGCGGCACUCACCUUCUCCGCUGACUAUAUGUUGGAAUGGAUCAAGAAGAUUGCGACGGAGGAUAUCAAGUACGUUUAUCUCUUCCUUUCUAUCGAGUCCUUGUCAGAGUUAACGUCCUCCAGAUCGGUCGUAGUGAAAGACUCCGUCGUCCGUGCUUAUAACAAAUUCGCUCAAGAAACCCUGAAGCACUGUGUCUGGUCCAAGGGCUGUCACGCCUGGUACAGUAAGAGGAACGAAGGAGCUGACAACACUGUCAUUGCAAUGUAUCCAGGAAGUGCACUUCAUUUCAAAGCCUGUUUGGAAAAGAUCCGCCCCGAGGACUUUGAAAUCCAAUAUAAUACCUCCAAUCCCUUCAGAUUCAUGGGUAAUGGACAAAUGGCGUUUGAGCGAGUCCCUGGCGCUGAUCUGGCUUUCUAUUUGAAGUAG